AUGGUUAAGGGAAUCUUCGUACCGAUGAUGCCUUUACACGACAAUCCCAUACCUACACGCGAUAUUCCAAGUGUAAGAAAGCUGUGCGAACUUGCUGGGUUUGAGGGUUACAUGUGGUGUGAAUUGAAGAACACCACUCGAGAGUAUGCGCAAUAUAAUUACAUAAGUCGAAGCGGCAUCCACGGAACUGGUUUCAGAGAUUGGGGUUCACGGACGAUUCGAUAUGAACUGGGCCUAAUGGCCCAACACUUUCUUGAUGUAGGAGGUUACGGCGUCAAAUAUUGGGGUGCGCCGACCAGACGUGUAAUACAAUAUCCCAGGGACAGACUUCGGAUCAUGGAAAUACUCCGACAGCUAUUCUGGCGGCAGAAUAGGCAUGGAGUGCAAGCUGUAGAGCAAAAGAACCGGGCCCAGAACGGGCUAAAGAUCGCUCUCAGUGAUCAGGGCUCCACCUCCCGAGGAGUCAACCCUACCUCGGGGCAUCAGCAGCUUAUAGAUAUUCAACGGCAGCAGCCUGGCCCAGGAACACCUCCGCCUCGUCCUACUUCAAGACAAUACUUUCCUCCAGAUCUAACCGUAGCUAACUAUGGGGGUCUUCCCUUUCACUCGACGCCUUCAGACUCCGAGUUCGGACAUGGUGAUGGAGUGUGGCAUGCUACGACUAGCAAGCCUCGAGAGAGCCCUCGAAAUCAUUGGCGAGCAUGCCCUGCUCCGAUUACCCAGAUGGGGCUUCAGGGCCCUCUAGCAGGCAUACAAGCCGGUCCCGCUGGCUUCCCAAGCCGACUUUCACUGCGGAAUUCGGACCUAGCGAGAAAGCCGAGCAACAAUGGCGAAGGUGAUGAUGAGUCUGUGCCCAUACAGGGGUCAAAUAGAAAGCGAACUGCCUCGCAACAGCCAGACGCACUCCACAAGACACCCAAAUCCAUGAAGUACAAGAACGAAACAGAGGAGUCGAGCAUCGUCAUGGUGAGUGAUGAGGAUUCGGACACACCGUUAGCGUCCUUCUCUAGAAGCCGACACCGAAGGUCGCCUGCGAUAAAAGUCGAAGACGCUUUCACGUCGCGGCCGACAUCAAGGCCACCGGAUGACGGUGCACUGAAUCUCGACAUCUUGGAAUAUGGUGGCGAUGGCCAGCCCCUAUCUCGGCCAAACGGGGAGUCGUUGAAGUUUGCUGAUGAACCUCCAUACUAUCCUGGUCCCGGACUCGCGACAAAUCAAUCAAUCCUAUUAGAUAGCAGUGUGAUCGAGGAGCAAAAUCCCCUUUCACUGCCGAGUCUGAUCGCUUCAUCGACAGCCACAAGGGAGCAACCUCAAGAUGCCCCCAAACCAGAAGUUCAAGUACAAUACUUCAUCAUCACAGCUCGCACUCCUCGUCUUUCCUAUACUUUGUGGCCCGAAGGAACACUUCGAGCCAAGAUUCUUGGCGGAGUCUUUGACGAGGUUGCAUCAUAUACUUCGAAAAAGCGUGUCGAAGAAAUCGUAUUCAAGCUGUCCACUUCACAGGUGGAAAUGGAAUACCCAAUCCGGAGAGGCGACAAGAACACCUUUGAAGACAUGAGAAGAGCAUUUAAUGAGAGUCUCAGGGUGGAUAGGAAGAAGGGCGUCACCAAAUUCAAGAUAUGGUUGGAGCCGGAUCCUGCAGGGCAUGGGUUGACGGAAGCUGAAUUGGUGGAAGGAUCGAACAGCGAGGAUGACAUUGUUUGA
Letharia lupina is the source of this 1704-nucleotide messenger RNA. RefSeq lists its product as uncharacterized. NCBI's taxonomy places the organism in Eukaryota, Fungi, Ascomycota, Lecanoromycetes, Lecanorales, Parmeliaceae. The coding region runs from base 1 to 1704 and encodes 567 amino acids. The transcript is spliced from 5 exons. The record is from RefSeq and is a predicted model, not a curated record.